Molecule: messenger RNA, 493 nt
Organism: Aspergillus homomorphus CBS 101889
Lineage: Eukaryota; Fungi; Ascomycota; Eurotiomycetes; Eurotiales; Aspergillaceae
Product: F1F0 ATP synthase subunit f
Exons: 6
Coding region: 59-367 (102 amino acids)
Biological process (GO): proton motive force-driven ATP synthesis
Source: RefSeq, a predicted model, not a curated record
CUUCUCUCCGUCAGUAUUCAUUGUCCUAGUUAACCUGCUAGCGUCAAGAUCAUUCAAGAUGAGCUACAUCGCCCGCCGCGGUCUUUCGACCCUGAUCCCUCCCAAGAUCGCUUCCCCCAACGCGAUCGGCGCUGCUAAGGAUGCUGCCCGCAUGGACCGUGUUGUGAACUUCUACGCCAGACUUCCUCGCGGUGCCGCCCCUGAGGUCAAGGCCACCGGUCUCAUCGGCCGCUACCAGGCUCGCUACUUCACCGGAAAGAACCAGUCCGCUACUCCCUUCAUCCACGCUAUCGCUGGUAUCCUCCUCCUCGGCUACAGCAUGGACUACUACUUCCACCUCCGCCACAUCAAGAACCACCCCCACUAAGCGAUUAGUGUUUGAUUUACCGGACGGGCGAGGAUUUGUGUAUAUACCACACCCUCUACAAUGAAGACAAUGUAGAACAUCAUCCCAAGCCAUUGUACCAUCUUCCAAUCGAGAAACUAUUUCAAG